Saprolegnia diclina VS20 is the source of this 444-nucleotide messenger RNA. RefSeq lists its product as hypothetical. The coding region runs from base 1 to 444 and encodes 147 amino acids. The record is from RefSeq and is a predicted model, not a curated record. The transcript has 4 exons. Lineage: Eukaryota; Oomycota; Saprolegniomycetes; Saprolegniales; Saprolegniaceae.
AUGGCCAUUGCACACAAUCCUGCCGACGAGUACGCCGCCAAAAAAGAGGUCGCCCCUGCCGACGAGCCCGCAAAGAAGAGCGACGAGUGCAGCCCGUUUCUGCUGUCUCUCUGUCUGAAUUCGUUGCCUCUCAAGCUCGCGCUGACGCUCAAGCUCGAGUUGGCGCUCAGGCCCGAGUUGACGCUCAAGCUCGAGUUGACGCUCAAGCUCGAGGUGACGCUCAAGCUCGAGACGCAAAAUCUCGCGUCGAAGCUCAAGCUUGGUCGGACGCUCACGUUUGUUCCGACGCUCAAGCUCGAGUUGCCGCUCAAGCUUAAGUCGAAGCCCAAGCUCGCUUUGAAGCUCAAGCUUGUGUUUACGCACAAGCUGGCGUCGGCGUUCGAGCUCCUUCUUGUUCUCUGCUUCAACCAUACGGAAUGCGGCCAGAGCGAGAGCUUCUUUUAA